Messenger RNA from Daphnia carinata, 577 nucleotides. Its product is annotated as larval cuticle protein LCP-22-like. Bases 56 to 436 code for a protein of 126 amino acids. The transcript is spliced from 3 exons. The record is from RefSeq and is a predicted model, not a curated record. Lineage: Eukaryota; Metazoa; Arthropoda; Branchiopoda; Diplostraca; Daphniidae. Gene Ontology annotation, cellular component: chitin-based extracellular matrix. Gene Ontology annotation, molecular function: structural constituent of chitin-based larval cuticle.
ACAAACUUUUCUGCUGUCUUCUCAAGCACAAAGAAACUCUCAAACUCAAUCAAAAAUGAAAUUGAUCAUCGCUCUCGCAUUCUUGGCUGUGGCUUUGGCUGCUCCUCAAGGCGAUAAGAAGCCGAUUGAAAUUAUUUCAUCCAACAGCGAAAUGAACGCCGAUGGAAGCUACUCGUUUGCCUUCGAAUCCGAGGAUGGCACCAAGGUUGAGGAAAGCGGAUCCCAGAAGCAAGUUGGACCUAAACCCGAGGAUAUCGGCACCGUUUCCCGCGGAUCUUACUCUUACACCAGCCCCGAUGGCGUCGUCCUCACCGUCAACUGGGUUGCUGAUGAGAACGGUUUCCAGGCCACCGGUGAUCAUUUGCCCACUCCUCCCCCGAAGCCCGAACACGUCGUCAAGCUCCUUGCUGACUUGAAAGCUGCCGGUCUUCUGUAAACUCGUGCACAUAUUACUUACCAACAUGUAACCACACCGCAAUCAAAUCAAAUUGCUCCGAUCGCUUUGUACAACUUCAAUGGCAACGGUCCCAACUUUUUCUGGGAUCAAAAUACAAAACAAACGUUUAGUUCCGUAAAA